Molecule: messenger RNA, 1111 nt
Organism: Erpetoichthys calabaricus (reedfish)
Lineage: Eukaryota; Metazoa; Chordata; Cladistia; Polypteriformes; Polypteridae
Product: putative gustatory receptor clone PTE01
Exons: 1
Coding region: 7-984 (325 amino acids)
Biological process (GO): G protein-coupled receptor signaling pathway
Cellular component (GO): membrane
Molecular function (GO): olfactory receptor activity; G protein-coupled receptor activity
Source: RefSeq, a predicted model, not a curated record
CCGCAGAUGAAUUCACAACAAGCAGCACUGUCGGGCGUCUCGAAUGCAACUAUCGGCAGAUCUCUUGGAUUUUACAUCAGAGGAUUUUCUUCUCUCCAGCAGAGUGAUCAUUAUUUCAUUUUUUUGCUGGUGUUAUAUAUUGGUACACUACUGGCAAAUAUCCUGAUUAUGUCGAUAAUUUGGUUUACGGAGAGCCUGCACACACCGAAAUACAUCGCUGUUUUUAGCUUAGCGGUAGUGGAUGUGAGCUACAGUACAGCGCUAAUUCCAAAAGCCUUUGAAACUUUUAUCUUUAACUCCAGAUUUGUCUUUUAUGACGCUUGUUUAACUCAGAUGUUUUUUGUACACUAUUUUUCAGCGAUGGAGUCGUUGGCUUUGUCUGUAUUGGCUUAUGACAGAUUCAUUGCCAUUUGCUUCCCUUUAAGGUGCAAUACAAUUAACACUAACCGAAGAAUGUUUUUAAUUGUCAUAAUAUCCUGGACGAUUCCCUUUGUUGUUGUUGUUGUGUCUGUAUCUUUAAUAUUCCGCUUGUCUUUUUGCAGAUCUGUAAUCAUUAACAGUUACUUUUGCGAUUACGGACCGUUGUUUAAAAGUGCUUGCAACGAUUAUUCUGCUAAUUGGUUUAUGGCUGCAUUAUAUAUUGUUGCGCUAUUCUUCGUCCCUUUAGCAUUUAUUUUGAUUUCAUAUGCUUGUAUUGUGGUUUCCAUUAUGAAAAUCACCUCCAAAAUCGGAAGAAUGAAAGCGUUCAAAACCUGCACUGCUCAUUUAACCCUGGUCGCUAUUUUCUACACCCCGCUUUUAGUAACUUAUAUUAUCGCCUGGGUGAAUGUGACGAUCGACACGGAUACAAGAAUUUUUAAUUCAUCCUUAUCGUCUUGCAUUCCACCGCUCAUCAAUCCUAUUAUAUACACCUUAAAAACAGAAGACAUCACGAAUCAAAUUAAAAAAUAUAUAAGAAGUAAAAAAGUUAGUAUUUUCCGUUAAACUAAUGCAUUUUUUAUUAUGUAGUAAUUUUUGGACAACACAACUGCAAAUUAUAUUUAAAUUACGUAAUCAAUGUGAAUAGAAUAGCAAAUUAUAGGUAUGUGAAAUGUACUAUCUUAUAAACCUG